AUGAAAGCAGAGGCUUUGCAGAAGGCUGUCGGGGUUCAAGGGGAGGAAUCCUACGAUGCGUUCUACCUGAGACACAUACGCCCUCGUAUCACAACAGACGCGUAUCCUGAACGAUUCUCUCUACCGAAAGUCGACAUCAGGGACCAUCUCUCGCCAGAAGAAGUCCGCAUUGCUAUCGCCCGCUUUGUGGAAGCUCUGACUGUGUCCCUUUCUCCAAAACAUGUAUCAUUGUUUGGCGUGCCAAAGGUUGAGUCAUGGCGUCGGCUGGGGAUACAUCCCAUGGUAACAGGCGUAGAUCUUGACUUCCUUUGGGUAAAGAUGAGAAAAAUAAGGGAGAGUGUGACAGGAUGGACUGAAUUUCUCGAUGCCGUGGACACAAUGCUGAGUCCGGUGUUUGAUAGGGAUUCAUUGGACCUGGAAGAGGCCCAGUCUCGAGCCACGAAGCUGAUCGAGUCGCACACCCUCGAAGUCAUGAAAUGGUCGGCCAAAGACCAAGUAGCGGCGAUGGGAGUCCGCCAUUCUACUGUAACCGUAUAUCAAAACGAUCGCGAGGUGCCGGUUUACGACGUGGUCGGCAAGCUCAUCGCGCAAGCGCUCAAAGCGAGACUCACAGAUGACACAAUUACCGCCGAGGAGGAAGCCGCCAUUACUGUAUUCCUCACAAGCAAAUGCCAGGUCCAGGUUGCAAAGAAACCACAAGCUUUCUCUAAAGGCACGGAAUCCGAGGAAGAUAUCAUCAGACACUAUGCCAGUGGAGACAAUGAACACCAAUAG
This is a messenger RNA of Didymosphaeria variabile, 774 nucleotides long. RefSeq lists its product as uncharacterized. The transcript has a single exon. Lineage: Eukaryota; Fungi; Ascomycota; Dothideomycetes; Pleosporales; Didymosphaeriaceae. The record is from RefSeq and is a predicted model, not a curated record. Bases 1 to 774 code for a protein of 257 amino acids.